Diaporthe citri is the source of this 1428-nucleotide messenger RNA. RefSeq lists its product as uncharacterized. The coding region runs from base 1 to 1428 and encodes 475 amino acids. NCBI's taxonomy places the organism in Eukaryota, Fungi, Ascomycota, Sordariomycetes, Diaporthales, Diaporthaceae. The transcript has 6 exons. The record is from RefSeq and is a predicted model, not a curated record. Gene Ontology annotation, molecular function: iron ion binding; oxidoreductase activity, acting on paired donors, with incorporation or reduction of molecular oxygen; heme binding.
AUGGCCGAAAAUGGCACCUCUUUCGCACCGGACAGGACUCUGCUUCACGCCGUGGAGAAUCCAAAUCGUGCCACAGUCUAUGUGACUCUUCUAAUUGCCUUUGCUCUGCUCCUUUUCAGCUACAGCCGGGAUGGCACUCAGAAACUGGCCCCUGGGAUUAUGGUGGUGGGCGGCAGUGAGAAGCAGACCAUACGGGUAAAUCGCGAGCGCUUCCGCGAAAAUGCGAAGGAAAUGCUCGAGGAGGGCUACAGAAAAUCGGACGGCGGUUUUUUCUACGUCCCAAGCCCGCUUGGAGAGCGGCUGAUGAUACCGGUCAAGUACCUCGAAGAGUUAAAAACUGCCCCGGUCGAAGAGGUCGACUUCGUUGCUACGUUUAUCGAGCAGGAGAUCGUCGACUCUUUCGCCGACUUAUUUCCAGCGUGCGAAGAUUGGACUCCUGUGCCGGUGGUAGCGAUUCUGACCCAGAUUGUGGCGAGGGUCUCGAGCUGCAUGUUUGGCGGGACGACCUUGUCCCACAACAAGGAAUGGGUCAAGUCGUCGAUUGACUUUGCGAUUGACGGGUUCAUCGGCGCCCAGAAAAUCAAGAAAUACCCGGAAUUCGUCAAGCCAUUGGUGGCACGUUUUAUCCCCGAAAUCCGGAAGAUUGCAGACCACUACGCGGCGGCAGAGGCCGCUGCCAUCCCGAUGCUCGAGAGCCGCCGGCGGACCGGGGAGAAGGCCAUGGACCUGCUGUACUGGAUGGCCGAGCAGGCCAAGGACGAGGAACAGGACUUAAAGUUCUUGGCUGGCAUCCUGCUGAAAGUCAGUUUUGCCGCGAUACACACUAGCGCAGCAGCACCUGCACAGCUGCUCUACGACCUGUGCGAGCACCCAGAGUUCAUCGAGCCGCUUCGGGAAGAGGUGGACAAUGUCAUUGGCCACGAUGGCCUGAUUGACAAGUCUGGAUUUAUGAGAAUGGCCAAGAUGGACAGUUUCAUGAAGGAGAGUCAGAGGUUCAACCCCCUCUUACUGAUCACUUUUGAACGAGUGAUUCACAAGCCACUCACAUUGUCCUCUGGUUUCACUAUCCCAGCGCAUACGACGAUAGGUAUUCCGACACAGGCCAUAACGAUGGACGAGUCCCUGUACCCCAGCCCGGUGGUAUUCGACCCAUUCCGGUUCUCCAGGAUGAGAGAAGAGCGGCCAGAGAUGGACGGACGUGCACAGUACGUCGCGUCCAACCCGGCCUCCCUCAGCUUUGGAUACGGGCGGCACGCAUGUCCUGGGCGUUUCUUUGCUGCCCAAGAGAUCAAGGCAAUCAUGGCACAUAUAUUGCGAAACUAUGAUCUCCGAUUUUCCGCGGGCCAGAGCCGACCAGGGAGCCUGCGGGCCGAAACGCAGUACUUGCCACAUCCAGCUGCGACGGUCGAGUUCAAGCGACGAUCUUGA